Ceratitis capitata (Mediterranean fruit fly) is the source of this 2428-nucleotide messenger RNA. RefSeq names its product glycylpeptide N-tetradecanoyltransferase (gene Nmt). Gene Ontology annotation, molecular function: glycylpeptide N-tetradecanoyltransferase activity. The transcript is spliced from 3 exons. The record is from RefSeq and is a predicted model, not a curated record. Gene Ontology annotation, biological process: N-terminal peptidyl-glycine N-myristoylation. Gene Ontology annotation, cellular component: cytoplasm. Bases 125 to 1549 code for a protein of 474 amino acids. NCBI's taxonomy places the organism in Eukaryota, Metazoa, Arthropoda, Insecta, Diptera, Tephritidae.
AGCUUUGUCAAUACAUUUUUUGAUGUGAGUCAUUCUGGUCGUUAGGUUACACACGGGUAAAUUGGAUGUGUAGAAAAUUUGACAGGUCUGAAUUAAAUUAUAAAGUUAAAAGUUAAUUUUUACAAUGCCGAAUAACGAUAAGAAACAGGAUAAUAUAGAGAAUAAUAACGAGCAUAAUACAAUAGAAAGCACUCAAGCAGUAGCUGCUGCAACAGAAGCAUUGAUUGCGGCCGCUGUAGCCGGUAGUAAAUCCGGACCCACUGCCAAUAAUAAGGAUGAUGAUGAUGUGGGGAAAAAAAGUUCUGAUGCAAAGUCAACAUCAGCAGGUCAAUUAUUCAGAAAUCCUGGUAUACUGCAGGUACUGUCUGAGGUGGCAGCUGCCGGUAGGCAAUCAAAACAGUUUGCUUUUUGGUCUACCCAACCGGUGCCCAAAUUAAAUGAAGAUAUUACUACAAAUGAGUGUAUCGAACCCGAUAAAGAUAUUUCGGAGAUUCGUCCAGAUCCAUAUACGCUGCCGGAAGGUUUUAAAUGGGAUACUCUUGAUUUAAAUAGUACCACCGAUUUAACUGAAUUGUAUACUCUCUUAAAUGAAAAUUAUGUAGAGGAUGAUGAUGCUAUGUUUCGCUUCGAUUAUCAACCUGAAUUUCUUAAGUGGUCAUUGCAACCACCAGGUUGGAGACGUGACUGGCAUGUGGGUGUGCGUGUAGUAAAAUCAGGACGCUUAGUUGGUUUCAUAUCUGCUAUUCCAAGCAAGUUGCGUUGCUAUGACAAAGUACUGAAAACUGUUGAGAUAAAUUUUUUAUGCGUUCAUAAAAAAUUACGUAGCAAACGUGUAGCGCCGGUGCUAAUACGUGAAAUAACUCGUCGUGUAAAUUUGACUGGUAUUUUCCAGGCGGCGUACACAGCGGGCGUAGUGCUGCCUAAACCAGUUUCAACCUGUCGCUAUUGGCAUCGAUCUUUGAACCCUAAAAAGCUUGUUGAGGUGAAAUUUUCACAUUUAGCACGCAAUAUGACAAUGCAACGAACUAUAAAACUGUACAAACUACCAGAUCAACCCAAAACCAAAGGAUACCGUCGCAUUCAACCUAAAGAUAUGGAUAAGACACAGAAACUACUUGAAGAGUACCUUAAGAAAUUUUCUUUAAGUCCAGUUUUCUCCAAGGAAGAAUUUCGUCAUUGGUUUACACCUAAAGACGGCAUUAUUGACUGUUUCAUUGUAGAAGACGAACAUGGUAAUAUCACUGAUAUGACCAGCUAUUAUUGUUUACCCUCUUCAGUGAUGCAUCAUCCGGUACACAAGACUGUACGUGCUGCUUAUUCUUUCUAUAAUGUGUCCACAAAAACACCUUGGUUGGAACUGAUGAAUGACGCUUUGAUCUCCGCAAAGAAUGUCAGUUUGGACGUAUUCAAUGCACUUGACCUAAUGGAAAAUAAAAACUUUUUGUUUCAAUUGAAAUUCGGUACCGGCGAUGGCAAUCUUCAAUAUUAUCUAUACAAUUGGCGUUGUCCAGCUAUGAAACCAGAGGACGUGGCGCUAAUUUUAAUGUAGUGGACACGAAGCAGAAUUAUAUAAAGUACGAAAUCUAGCACAGUUAAUAUUAUAUAACAAAAGUUCAAGACCUACCACAAAAGCCAGCACUGCAAAAUGUAAUUUAACAGUUUGUUUAAUUAUUCUGCUUACAUGCAUAACGAUGUCCAUUAAGUUGUAUUGUUACAACACUACAUAUAAAUAACCACAAUGGAGUUGGUAUAAUUUAAAGAUACUUUAAAAAGAUAUACAUAAGCAUAUGUAUAUCCGACAUGUCUUGAAAAUCUUGAGUUCUCUAAAUAGCUAUCUUAAUACAUAAUUAUGCACAUGUACAUAUAUUAUAUAUGUACCUAUAGCACAACAAAGUUAAACAAUUCCAAUAAAAAUAUAUAUAGAGGUAUAGCUUCUUAGUUUGCAUAUAUGUAUGUAUAUUUGAAAAUCAAUACCGUAUUUUUCAGUAUAAAAAUGACAACAUACUUGUAAAUAUGAUGAUCAUUCUAAUACCAAUAUUUUGUCUACAUUCUUUUUACUGUACUACCAUCUUGCUUUAUAUGAUUUGAUUUUAUUAUAAUAAUCAGAUAAACUCGUUUCUUCUAGUCAAUAAGAUCAGAUACCAUUCACGAAUCAAGUUCUCGACUCACCUUUUCAAGACUUAAUGACGGUAAUAUGAACGAAUUGAGAGAGAUUCUAAGUUAUCUAUUUUACAUUUUUGUAUUCUUUAAAAAAAUUGCGAAGAAGUACAUACUCAUUUCUAUUAGCAGCGUCAACUUAAAGCUAAAAAUAUAUGCAGUGCAUUCCCGCAUUCAUUGGUUAACUAUGGACCACAAAUAGAAGUAAUAAAGCAAAUUCCGAUUACAAUCUUUAUCUUAUUGAAUAAUAAAUGAAUUUAACGAAUAGAAA